UUUCUAUAGUUGGGACUUGGAUGCCUUGAACUCUCAGCCUGGAACCAAACCACAGGUACAUUUUUCUGUGUGCUGGACUGCUGGAAUUCAGGUGAUUGGCUUGUUUCUUCCCCGUUCCAAGGCCUCGUGCUAGGGGCCGGUAUCUUCUCUCUAUGGUGCCUUGGUCUUCCCUCUCUGUGCUCUUUGCUUGUGUUCUUUAUGCAGCAGGCUGCCGGAACCACCUUGGAGCCUACACAAGUUUCUCCCUAGUCCCUUAGGUGUGUUUUUUUUUUGAAACGGUUUUUUACAAUGUGAUUAGGCUCUUCAAUGCAGGAGGUUGCCUAAUGGCAUACUCCUCUUUUCUUGUUGAGCAAGGAGAUGGGGGCAUAGUAUGCAUAGACUUGACUUCUUUCCUUCGCUUCCCUUUCCUUGAGAAACACCAGCACUGUGGCAAAAGAGGUUAGAAGUAGCGUGGUUUUGGUCAUCCUUGCUUGGAUUGCUUCAAGAGAAGUUUCCUCUUCCUUACCCAGAUGCUCGAAUUCGAUGUCGGGUAUUUCGGGGUUGCUUUCGUGGAGGUAGUAGUAGCUUCUUUCUUGCCCCCAUUUUGUCCUGCAGCUUAAGGCACCUGCUUCUAUAACUUCAGCUAAGAGUUCUACGAUUUCAUCAUGCUUUCCCUGCCAAAUGUCGCUCCUGGUAUUCCAUUCUCAAUACAAUUUGGUUUGGCACUCAAAUUUGGCUGAUUGGUUCUUGGAUUCAGGAUUCUUGGCACUUGUAGAAUACGGCGCCGAUCUUCGAUUUUUUUUGUUCCCCCUCCUCUGUGACAGAGCUCAUUAACUUGUUGAUGAACAAUCAGAUACAACUUGGCUGAAGAAAUACAUGCAUUCCGGCCAUCAUCUUCACAGUCCACCAAGCAUGUCGCCGUCGCUGCUGUCGAAGCUGCGGUUGGUCACCGUCGACGUGACGGGCACCCUGAUCGCCUACAGGGGCCAGCUCGGCGACUACUACUGCAUGGCGGCCAAGUCCGCCGGGAUGCCGUGCCCGGACUACACGCGCGUGCACCAGGGCUUCAAGCUCGCCUACGCCGAGAUGAGCCGGCGGCACCCGUGCUUCGGCCACGCCGCCGCCAUGCCCAACGCCGAGUGGUGGAAGAUGUGCGUCAGGGACUCCUUCGCCAUGGCCGGCUACGACUACGACGACGACACGUUCGAGCGGAUAUUCCGGCGCAUCUACGCCACGUUCGGCUCCUCGGCGCCCUACACGGUGUUCCCGGACGCGCGGCGCUUCCUGAGGUGGCUGCGGGGCAGGGGGCUCGUCGUCGGCGUCGUCAGCAACGCCGAGUGCCGGUACAGGGACGUCGUCCUGCCGGCGCUGGGGCUGAACCAGGGCUCGGAGUGGGACUUCGGGGUGUUCUCGGGCAUCGUCGGCUUCGAGAAGCCCGACCCGAGGAUCUACGAGGCGGCGCUGGAGGCGGCCGGGGGCGUGGCGCCGGGGGAGGCGCUGCACAUCGGCGACAGCCUGCGCAAGGACUACGCCCCCGCGCGGAGCCUCGGGAUGCACGCGCUGCUGCUGGACCGGUUCAGGACCGCCGAGGCGGAGAGCUGGCGGCGGUCCGGCGCGCCGGUGCUCCCGGACCUCGCCGCCGCGCGGGAGUGGCUCGCCGGGGAUGUCAUCAGGGAGGAAGCGGAGCCUGCAACGGCCAGGUGAAAAUGAAAUGCCCGGAAGGAAAGGAGAGCAUUUUGGAAAUUGAAAUGCUCUCGCCUGACAAUUAUUGCAAUUCCUGCUGCUACGACGGUGUGGAAGAUGCAGCGAGCCCCAGAGAAAAUGGCUGGCUGAAUGAGCGAGUGCUCAUCGCUGAUGUAAUUAGCUUCAAUCCGGAGGCCAAUGGCCAAUGACCAGCAUCGUCGUGUUAUCAAGAUGAGCAGUUCGUUCAGAUUUCAGAGUGAUCUACAACUGCAAUGUGACCCUACACAAUUUUGACACAGGGAUUCACGUAGAA
This is a messenger RNA of Panicum virgatum (switchgrass), 1975 nucleotides long. RefSeq names its product haloacid dehalogenase-like hydrolase domain-containing protein 3. The transcript has 4 exons. The record is from RefSeq and is a predicted model, not a curated record. The coding region runs from base 856 to 1683 and encodes 275 amino acids. NCBI's taxonomy places the organism in Eukaryota, Viridiplantae, Streptophyta, Magnoliopsida, Poales, Poaceae.